AUGGUGGAUAAAUUGUAGGGUAAAAUAAGAAAAGCCAAAUUAAUCAAAUAUGCUAAAAAGAAAGAGCAAUUAAUAUAGAAAUUAAAGCUUUAAAUUCCUAACAUAAUUAUGUAGGAAGAAAAAGUCAUGACAUAAUCUUAAUAGUUUUUAUAAAUUGAAUAAAAAAAAUAAACGAAAGCAAAAACUGAUUAAAAAAUUAAUGAAUUAUAAGAAGAAGAAGAAGAACCAAAAAGAUAAUAAAUACUAAUAGAAAGGCUGGAAGAGACAAAAUUAUAGCAAUAAAAAUACAUUUAAACCUACUUAAAUUAUAAUUUUGACUUUAUUCAGGCCUUUCUAAAUGAUUCAAAAAACUAUAUUAGACCUUGGUAGGUCAAUAUGGAAAGGGUGAAAUAUGGUUAUGGUUAAAACUUCAUAGUUAGACGUAUGAGAUUAGUGAAGAAUCAAAAUGUAUAAGAAUGGGAAGACAAAAACCAACAAAGAUUAAAGUCUAUGGUUUUAGUCUCAUUUCAUAAUAAAAUAGAGGAACUAGAAUAAUAACAUCUAAAGAUAAGAUAUAUGGAGGAUGCUUUUGUUUAAUACACUUCUUAAUUUCCUUUUUCAUCUAUAUCCCCUAAAGAAGCAACUUGGUGGUCUGAAGUAUCGGAUGCCUGUGACGAAGAAGAGUAUUUGAAUUCAAUAUGCCUAAAAUGGUGUACUAUUAGUUCCUGUGAUUAGAAAUUAAAGAAUACCGCUAAACGUUAUAUAAUAUUUAAUUAAUCACUAGUUGAAGAAUACUGUUUCAGAAAUAGAUUAAGAAAUUCCUUACAUAUUUAAUUUAUAGUGGAAUAAUAUUAUAGGAUAAUCAAGAUCUGGAAUAACUUUCCCAUAGCAUAUUUUGUUAAAUAUGUUACCAAAAUCAAUUGCUAAUAUGAUAUAGGGCAACUUGAUGAAAAAAAAACUAGGUAAGACUUCUAAACAUUGUUUAAGUUCUGCAAAUGGUGUAGAAAUUGA
Molecule: messenger RNA, 990 nt
Organism: Paramecium primaurelia
Lineage: Eukaryota; Ciliophora; Oligohymenophorea; Peniculida; Parameciidae
Source: the annotation of a GenBank genome assembly